Molecule: messenger RNA, 6093 nt
Organism: Manduca sexta (tobacco hornworm)
Lineage: Eukaryota; Metazoa; Arthropoda; Insecta; Lepidoptera; Sphingidae
Product: endoplasmic reticulum-Golgi intermediate compartment protein 2
Exons: 1
Coding region: 96-1250 (384 amino acids)
Biological process (GO): endoplasmic reticulum to Golgi vesicle-mediated transport; retrograde vesicle-mediated transport, Golgi to endoplasmic reticulum
Cellular component (GO): COPII-coated ER to Golgi transport vesicle; membrane; endoplasmic reticulum
Source: RefSeq, a predicted model, not a curated record
CAAAUCAUUUCUCAAACAAGAAACUGUCAAAAACUCAAAAACACGUCAACGUUCCAAAAGCAUUUUUUGUUAUUUUAUUUUUAUUUUACAAUACAAUGCUAAGAUACAGAGGAAAAAAGAAAGUUAUUGACAAAGUUAAGGAACUGGAUGCUUUUCCUAAAGUUCCAGAAGAAUAUGUGGAUAGUACGCCGGUCGGCGGUACAUUUUCUAUCAUGACCUUUCUUAUUAUUAUGUGGCUUAUAUACUGUGAAGUAGCGUAUUAUUUAGACAGUAAUUUAGUGUUUAAAUUUAGGCCUGACACGGACAUGGACGAAAAAUUGCGUAUAAACAUUGAUGUGACAGUGGCUAUGCCUUGUUCGAGCAUCGGGGCGGAUAUAUUGGACUCUACAUCUCAGAGCGUGUUCGGUUUCGGUGAAUUACAGGAGGAAGACACGUGGUUUGAACUGACCCAGGAGCAACAGGACGCGUUCGACGCGGUGAAAUACAUAAAUUCGUAUCUAAGAGAAGAAUACCACUCAAUAUGGCAACUGAUGUGGAAAAAAGGUCAUGGGUCCGUCAGAGCGACAAUACCGCCCAGAAAGACGAAACCAAACCGCCGACCAGACGCUUGUAGACUCCACGGCGUGCUCACCUUGAAUAAGGUCGCUGGAAACUUCCACAUCACAGCUGGAAAGAGCUUGCACCUUCCCAGAGGACAUAUCCACCUUAAUAUGCUGUUUGAUGACACACAACAGAACUUCAGCCACCGAAUCCAUAGACUGAGCUUCGGAAGCCCUGCUAAUGGUAUCAUUUACCCAUUGGAAGGCGAUGAGAAAAUCACAAAAGAUGAGAACAUGCUCUACCAAUACUUCAUUGAAGUAGUACCAACUGACGUGGACACAACAUUUGAGUCAAUAAAAACAUUCCAGUAUUCAGUGAAAGAACUUGAGAGGCCUAUCAGUCACUUGAAAGGCUCUCAUGGUGUUCCUGGUAUAUUCUUUAAAUAUGACAUGGCUGCGCUGAAAAUAGAAGUGUUUCAAGAAAAAGAGAGUUUAAUCAAAUUCACAUUAAGACUAUUUGCAAUUAUAGGUGGUAUUUAUGUAAUAGGAGGUUAUAUGAAUUCAAUAGUACUAGCCUUAAGGUUGAGUUUGGUGAAGACAAUAGCACCACAUGUUAUAGAACAGAAGAAGCACAUAGAUGUAAGGCUAGCACAGAAUCCCUUGUUAGUCACGCCAGAUUUAAGUGUUCCAGUAGAUUUAAUAAAACAAUGAUAACUAUUUAGACAAUUUAGAAUGCCCCUAAGCUAAGAUAGUCAACUUCAACUAAGUCUAAUUCUGAUUAAAAUAGUAAUUAAUUGACAAGGUUAAUAUGAAAAAAAUAUCAACAUUUUUAUAUAUUUUUAUUUUCCUAUGAAGAAUAAUGUAAAUUAAUAAUCAUUAUAUGGACUUAGGCUUAAGGUGAAGUGGCUUCCUAGAUAUUCGAUGAACUUACUUAAAUCAUGUUUUUGAAUGCAUAUUUAUCGGAAACUAGCUGCCAUUACAGUUCGAAUUUUGAUUCCAUUCUAGUCUUUUGCAUGGAGGACCUUAACUAUACCUGUUUCAGCAAAUAAAUCUGUUCUCUUUUCUGUUGUUUUAAAAAGCUGCCUAAAGUCCAAUUUUUUAAAAUGAGAAUUACUUAAAUAAUUAUUUUCAUCUUAAUAUUUAGCGCAAUAUAAAUUAUAAUGAAAUUUUAUAACCAUUUAUAAAUGUACACUUUUAUCUAUUAUAUGAGUUCAUCCAGUCUUACAAAGGAAAUAUUGUUUGGUGACUGACAUUCAACCCAGUGAGAUAACAUUGUUUAAACUAUAUUGUCAAUGUAGAUUUGGGCCGUAAUUUUCUAUAAACUGUUGGAAACAAGGUAUAACUAAGAUAUUAAGGCCUUGAAUAAUUCGAUACGCCCACAUAUCUUUGUUCCACAUUAUGUGUACAUUUACUGUAUUUGUUUAUGUACAUAGAUGAAUUCUGAGCUGUAUCUAAUUUGAGAGAUUACUUUUAUUAUAUUGCGAUUAUCCUAUUAUUUUCAAUACACAAAUAUUAUUGAGACUAUAUGUAAUUAUAUUUAGCAUUAUGGUGUAUAUUUUAUUGAAAGAAGUUCUGAUUUAAGGUUCUAAUAUUUAUCACAUAGUAUAAGUAUUGUUUGUAUAAUUAAUAUGUGGCAAUUUGAUGUAUUACAUAUAGAGAUCUGUGACAUGUAAAUACUGGUGCUUUUUUUUAUUAUGUUGCUACAAAGUUAAUAAUAUACCUUGGAGAUAAGUAAAUUCUGUCUUAGUUUACAGUGAAUGUAAAUAGAGGGUAAUGGUUACAUUGCAUUACUAAAUUAAGGCACAUAUUCAUCUAUACUUUAGACUAAAGAUGGAACAUAUUUGACCCAAGGUUCUAAGAUAAUACUUGAAGGUGACUCUUAAUGGAGAAUUAGCUAAACACCAUACACCACUAAGAACCCAUCUAAUUAUGCCUAUGAAAGCUGAUGGUAGAUGAAAUAAAUAGGAAAAUAAAAAAAAUAAAAAAUUGUCUAUACCUCUGGUAACAAACAUUUUUGGCACAACUUGUGCUAAAAACUAUCCAUGAAUAACAAAAAUUUCUGCUAAUAAUCUUAGUUUUAGUUUUCUAAGUUUUUUAAUCACUUUGUAGUGCGAAUAUGGUGUGUUAGAAUUUUCCUGACUGCAAGUAUGAUGUUACGACUCUUGACAAAUUUUCUUCAUAUAGUACCUAAGGCUUAGAGCAUGCAAAAUUUAAAUUAAGUACCAAUGUAUUAAUAAUAUUUCUUUUGUUCACACCUUUAACUUUUGUUUUACAUCUAUGGUUAGAAUAACUAAGUAGUAUUCAAGAAAGCAAAUAUGUGAUUUCGUUUAAUAACGCAAUGUUAACAUUACCCUAUAAGAUAUACCAGUGAAUUUCAACCUUAUUAAGAAAUUUAUAGAAACAAUACUUUCAUUUAGAACUAAUAAGUACUAUCGGUUCUGUAAACAGAUCCUAACCUCUGUUGGUUUACAACUGUUUUCAAUAAGCGAUCCCAAUCUCAAUCUUCGAUCCCAUUGCGAGAAUAAACCAAUUGUAAGAAUGUAAAAAAAACUUUAUUCUGAGUGGUCUAUUUAUUCGAUAGAUUGAAAAAGCGAUUGGGAUCGAUGAUUGGAAAUGGCGGUUAGGAGUGAGUAGUGUUGGUCAGAAUUUCAUAUGUCAUUGAUUAGGGUUGCCACUCAUCCAUAAUUAAAAUAUAAUUAUGGUGAUUUUGUAUACAGCCAUGCGGAUCCAAUGAUUACCAACAAGGAAGUAAUUUUAAUAAUUUCUAAUUUAGUUAACUUUAUUAAACUAAUAAAUGUCUGGAUGCUAAUAUUUCCCCUUUUUUAACUAACUUGUAUUAUGUAGAUAUUCAAAUGUCAGCCUAUACCUAUAUCAGUUUUCCUUGUCUAAUAUUACCAAUUAAUUUUACAUAAUAUUAAUCUUAUAUAUGUGACAAUAUUUUUACGUAAGUACAUAUAAGAAUGAAUAUCUAGAUAUUUACUUAUAGUCAAUAUGUUUAUACCUCUGUUAUUAUCAAUGUUUUGUAAUCAAUUUUAUUUCAAGUAUUAUUUAAUUUGGUUAACUUGACUGAAAACAAUAAGGGCCUUACUUCUAAACGCAGUAUAUAUUUGGCAUAGUUUAGUAUAUAAUGGUUUGGUUUGCUUCUGACGUUUAUUAUCACUCAACAUAGCGAAACAAACCACUGGUCCCCAAAUUACUAUAGAUAUAUAUGCUAUAUAUAUUCAAUUUCUAUUGUCCUAAACGUGACUCAGUGCGUUACGUGCUUGUUACGCACUGUCAAAAUAACGUGUGGCAUAGAGAAUACGGCCCCAGGACCUUCCAUUACAACCUAUAUACCUACGACGUAGAAUGAAAAAAUAAGUACCUAUUUUUACCCUAUAUAGGUACUAAAAGUAUGUGCCCAUUAGUUUCUCUAAUAAUAAGUUCAUUGUCCAUUGACUGAACUGAAUCAGCGCCCCCUAGCGCAACGAGGCUAACAAUCCAUCCCUAUUCUCUAAUAACCUUUGAAACUAUUACCGACCCUCACAACCCCCCGAUGACUUUCAUUGACCUUUAUAUACUUAUUGAGGCGUAUUUCGAAGCAGCAAACAUCGAUCAAUCUACAUAAAGUUUAAAAAGAAAUUUUAAAAUUAACUUAAAAAACGGGCGGUACUAAUCAGUCAGUAUGACCAAAGCCUAGUUUUAGUAAAAUGGAAUCAUUCCAAUAACAGUCCAUUGGAAUGGGAAAUCCUAGUAAACACAUGUUUAUGUCAGGCUGCUACAAAUGAAGACGUGGGAAACAUCUGACUGGUUUCUAUCAAAAUAAAAUCCGUCCGUAACAAAAUGAUCACAGUUAAUAAUUAUUGUAAUAUUGCUAAUCUAUUGCUGGAUUUCGCCGAAAACUUAUAAUUUCUACCUAGCGUGAUAAUAAAUCAAUCUCAACUUUGAAUAGGAUCUUAAGUAAAUAUUUAAGAUAUUGAAACAUUGAAUAAACAAAACUUAAGUUUUUAUUUAAGCGCCUUUUACCAGCUGAGUUGGUCCCGUUCAAUAAACGAAACUGAGCUGUUAAAAUCCAUACAUCCGUACUUAUUUCGGCUCUAUAUUUUUGACACUCUUCAUUAACGUAUCAGUCUGCAUACUUCUAAUGCAGUCUCUUGGUGUAUACUGCUUUGGGGGAUACAAAACACAUAAUAGGUAUUAUAGAAUUAAUAAUUUUUAUUUUUGUUUUUUGUUUUCAUUCAAGAAAAAUUAGCAAUUGUGUAUUUAUUAUUUAUCCGCGCUUUUCAGAUCUGAUAUUUUGUAUACGUAUUUUUAUAUUAUCUAUGUUAUUAAGGCCCAGUUAUUUUAAACCAAAACACUGUUUCCCCAAAUUGACACAUAAUUACUCGAUUUAGAAACAAAUUACAAAAGCUAGCUGAAUGUAUUAAUUUUGAUGAAGCAAUAGUUUUAACAAACACCAACAAAUACAGACCACUAGAAGCUAUUCUAAAAUAACUUUGUAACUAAAUCUAAAUGCAAUAGGAAAAGUUUGAAGACGUAAACUUUACAUCACAGUGUUAAUAGUUUAGAAUGUAUGUUGUUGCGGUAAUAUCGAUGUACUUUCAACACUCCAUAAAUGCUUUUUGUCUCAGUCGUCUUCACAUGUAAACAAGCCUUUCAUCGAUUGAUUUAAACGAAGACUGAAAGAUGCAUUUCUGGUUAUAUUAAAGUAUAAGUACGUACUGAAAUUAGAUAAAUAAUUCAUUUUCCUUUGUCCGGCGUAAAUUGUAAAAUAUAUUAUCUCAAUUCGUUUUCUUAUCUCUGUUUUAAUUUCUAUUCGUUUAAUUAUUAUAAGUUUUUAAAGACCCUGUUGAUUCUUUAAUUUUAAACUGAACUUGGUUAAUGAAUGGAAUUUGCUCUUCAUCAGGUAAGAAAAACGAAUUGUAAUUAAUAUGUUAAGAUAUCUUUGUAAGUUUUAAGGUGAAAGUCGUGCGAAUCGUCAAUUUUGCUCUUUAAACUUUUUAUGGGGACAAUGUAAAACAUAAAAUAUAUUUGAUAUGACUUGUAAGAAUUAAUUUACUUAACUAAACUGGUCGUGUAAAGAUAUAGGAUUGUGACGUCAAGGUUACUAAUUUGAUUCUAUUUAAAUGACUUUUUCAGACCUUGACUUGAAAUUCACCAAUCGAGAUUGUUGAACAUCAAACUCAAAAGGUACGUUUCGUAUGUUUUUUAAUAAGUUCCCUAAGUGUGAAAUAUAAGCUAUGUGCUGGUUGAGGAUAUUAAGCAUUAGUUCAUGUUAGAUAAUGGAACUUUACAGGCUUAUUAUUUUUAACAACAAGAGAUUAUAUGCAUCCCACUUCUACUUUUGUGCUUCUACGUGUAUUAUUUCCUGAGAUAGUCCUUGAGAGAGAUAGAAAUGGAUUCUCGUGCAAUUUUUAGAAUAUACAGACAUUUUAAUGAUACGUAAAUGUAAUAAAUGCAAUAUCUACAAAAUUUUAAAUAUAUUGUACGAUCAAUGUGAAGAUUUUACUUUCUAAUUGUCGUAUUAAGAGCAAUUUGACUGGAAGGUGUUUUCAAAUAUAUGAAUGUUUCGGAA